Limanda limanda (common dab) is the source of this 2439-nucleotide messenger RNA. RefSeq names its product sigma non-opioid intracellular receptor 1 (gene sigmar1). The transcript has 5 exons. Bases 119 to 787 code for a protein of 222 amino acids. Gene Ontology annotation, cellular component: endoplasmic reticulum. NCBI's taxonomy places the organism in Eukaryota, Metazoa, Chordata, Actinopteri, Pleuronectiformes, Pleuronectidae. The record is from RefSeq and is a predicted model, not a curated record.
GGGACACGCCCCCCCAGAAGGGACCUGACCUGCACAUGUAGUGUAAUCUCUCUCUCUCUCUCUCUCUGUGUGUGUGUCUGUGAGGCCACGCGUGUGUGUGUGUGUUUGUGUGUCCGCCAUGUCCGCACUCAGGAGCUGUGUGAAGCUGUUCGUGCUCGCCUCAGUUUCCGUCCUGGUCGUGUUGCUGCUGAAACACUGGAUCGCCACCAAACAACACGUGUUCGACAGGGAGGAGAUCGCCAAACUGGCCAAACAGUACUCAGGACAGGAUCAUGAGCAGGCCUUCUCCAAAGUGGUGGUGGAGCUCAGGAAGAGGUAUCCUGGCCACAUCCUGCCGGACGAGGACCUGCAGUGGGUGUUUGUGAACGCUGGCGGUUGGAUGGGCUCCAUGUGUCUGCUCCACGCUUCACUCACAGAGUACCUGCUGCUGUUCGGUACCGCGGUCGACACAGGAGGACACUCAGGUCGUUACUGGGCAGAGAUUUCUGACACCAUCAUCUCCGGCAACUUCAGACAAUGGAAGGAGGGAACAACCAAGAGUGAAAUGUACUACCCUGGUGACACCAUCGUGCACGCUGUCGGUGAGGCCACGUCAGUCCAGUGGGGCGCCGGGACGUGGAUGGUGGAAUACGGCAGAGGUUUCAUCCCGUCCACGCUGGGAUUCGCUCUGGCUGACACGCUGUUCAGCACCCAGGACUUCCUCACGAUGUUCUACACCGUCCGUGUCUAUGCCAAGGGUUUGCUGCUGGAGGCCAGUACGCUACUUACGGAAGCAGGAGUUUUCUAAGGCGAGGUCGAGGCCCGGAGGAACUGCACACGGACAGUAAACUCACAAAGAUCACUGUGUCGAGCUGUUUUUACCCCCAGACAAGUACAAUCUGUAGACAAUCUACGAAAUUGUAGACAAUCCAAAGUCGCUGCAGCACAAAUGAUUCCGUCGUCAUUCUCCCCUCCUGAAGGAGGAGAAGGUCUUUUGUCUAAACAUUAACACUGUGACGUCAAACUUCUCUAAAAAGGUUAUUCUAAAUCUAAUCUGUCACAUAGAAUCUUUUAGUGAUCGACAUUAUCUUCUUCUGCACGACAAACAUUCCCCUGAGAGCUCAAACUGCCUGCAUACUUGGUGAAGUCUUAAUACCCGUUAAAAAUACACAUUGUUCAUAUUGUUUUAGAAUCUGACUUCAGGCUUAAAGGCCUGAAGAAACUAACAACUUAGACAAUGUAUAUAACCAGGUUUCUGAGCAACAUGUAGAAAAAAACUAAAUAUCUGUAACUGUUGUUCAUCUUUGCCCAUUUAGGGCCCAAAUAGUAACAUGCAAUAAUUAAUGUGGCUUUUAAAACAAAUGCAAAACACAUGAUGCAAAGCCAAAGCAACUAUUUUCCUAGUAAAUACCUGUUUCAUGUUUAUAUGCAAAAGGAUUCUCAGUAAAUUAUGAACUUUUGUGAUUCUAGUUUUAUUAGGAUCAUAUCCUGAUCUUCUGCUGAUCUGUUUGUACGAUAUAUUCACUAUCAGAGCCUCCACUGUGCAGCAAUAGAUUUAUUACAGUGGAGCAAUAUUUCUCCUUUUCUCCCAAUCUCAAGAUUUCAGCUCAAAACUUGUAAUUUGUAACUAUAAUGCACUACAUUCACAUCACAUAUUGAACAAACUAUGUCGUACAGUUAGAAACAUACAUGUUCUAGAGCCCUUCAAAAUGUAAACGUGAUUCAUUUGUCUGAAAAUAUUGAGAAACAAACAAAGUAUUCUAGAGCUGCUGUGAGAUAUGUAAUUCAUUCACAAAGUGGUUGUAUGAGUUUAGAUUAGUCUAUAACUGUGGAGACCAAGUUCAAUCAGAGUUUUGUAAGAUAGACGCAAAGCACUUAAAGAAUCCUGUGGAGAAGACUGUCAGGCCCAAGGUGGCAGUAAGAUGAUUUCCUGUCCCCCAAUUAUCCAAUCGUCUGAUUCAUAACAUCUGGGAAACAUGUCAAGUUCAAACCAUUGAAGUCUCUCCCCAGUCAUCAGGAGCCUGGUCUUAUUAACCAGAUUUAACAGUUGGCUUAUGAUUAAGGAAUUAGCUUGAAUGAGUUUUAGUUUCUGACUGAGCUUCAAGGCGAGGUCUGGAAUUUUGCAACUUGCCCAAGAGGGUAGAAAACAAAACACUAAUCACAGACUCUUUACUAAUCACAGAUUUUUAAUAUAUCACUGAGCAGAAAAGAAAAUCUCAUGUGUAUUAUAAAUUACUGCUGCUGAAUCUCCCAUCUACAGCUUCUACUCUCCAUCAGUGACCACACACACACUAAAUUACCUUAACUGGAGUCAACAAGUAAACGCAGCAGCGUGAUCGGAUGGAAAACAAAGCAAAACCUCUUUGUACCUGACAUGCUGACGACCGGAUGUGCAAUCCACUGUAAAGAUGGAAACUGACUGUGGCAGAUGAAAUAAAUAUUUCUGGAGGAAAACAACAA